Messenger RNA from Kockovaella imperatae, 5196 nucleotides. Its product is annotated as SNF2 family N-terminal domain-domain-containing protein. Gene Ontology annotation, cellular component: nucleus. NCBI's taxonomy places the organism in Eukaryota, Fungi, Basidiomycota, Tremellomycetes, Tremellales, Cuniculitremaceae. Gene Ontology annotation, biological process: DNA damage response; protein polyubiquitination. The transcript has 29 exons. Gene Ontology annotation, molecular function: ubiquitin protein ligase activity; ATP-dependent chromatin remodeler activity; ATP binding. Bases 163 to 5109 code for a protein of 1648 amino acids. The record is from RefSeq and is a predicted model, not a curated record.
CCUCCACUUCGCAUCUCUCAAAAGUUUGCGUUUGUGCGCAUUAUCUCGUCUCUUCUCAUACUUGACACAAGAAGGGUGCUGGGUGGCUUCUAGCUCGAGUGAGCUCGAUAUAGCGCUCGCUUGGGCCUGCUUGCAUGGCUUGACCAGUCAGCAGUGUAAGCCAUGUCAGUCCUCCCUUCCCAAAGCUCGGUCGUCUACGAGCUCGAUCACCACCGGUAUGAUCUUCGUCAGCUAGAGAAGGCUGUGAGGGAUACUUUGAGGAUUCGCACAGCCUUAGGGGCUCCCCCGCCUACUGCAUCCACUUCGAGCUUGGACACUUCCCUGUUCCACUUGUCGACACUCAACCUCGACUUUGCGCUCCGACCUCCAGAACCCUGGGAACAGAGGUACAAUGCCCCUCCGCGAGCCAACCCAGCCCACGAGAUGUUCGACCUCAUGCGGACGUCCCUCUCGACGGCGAUUGAUCCCAUGACACCUCUAACGCUACAGCCACCCACGCGUGGUCUUAUUGAUGCGGGCAAAAACGAGGGAUACUACUCUUAUCAACGAGGGCUCGUCAAUGUCCUCCUUCACCCCUUGUACCAGCCCAGGCCCAUUUUGAGAAUCAAGGAUCUACCUGUCCAAGCCGCAAAAGAGUGGAUGCCGCAUUCGUCAGCCCAGGACAUGCAACAUUGGCUGACUGCCAUUCUCGCUUUGGACCCAGACCUAUCCCCGUCGAGAAAAGUCAAAUACAGGGACUCUCUGAAGAGGUUCUUCAUGGAGACGGAGGUCAAGAUCUGCUGGGUUCCAGAUGGAGAAGGUGCAGGAUCCGGCAUAGAAAUCAAGAUCCUCGUUACAGUCGAGGUCUUUGCGGAUUGGAAAGCUAUCACGACGCCACUCCCCGAGAUUGGGAGAGACAUGCUAGGCUUGAUCUUACACUCCCUGAUCCCUAGUCCCACACCAUCGAGACAGCUUUCCGAGUCUAAAGCCCGAGCUCAAGCCCUCCAAUAUUUCUUCACGUGCCUUCAGCCCGCUCCAGAUCACCCACUGCAUUUUAAUGCCAGCAGUCUUCAACCGGCAGAAAUGAAGUCUUCCCUUCUGCCUUUUCAGGCCCGCACACUCCGUCUACUGUUGCAGAGAGAGGGCUCAAAUAUCGUUCCUCCACUCCCUCAGCAAGCAAACCAAGAUCCGAGAGGAUUUUGGGAAACCUACGAUAUUGAAGGACAUGGUCAGAUUGCUUUCAGAAGAACCACUGGCGAUAUUGUGCACACCGCUCGAGACGAAUCAGACCAGGGCAAAGGGAAGGCGGUCGACAAGAACAUCAUUCAAUCUGCCAAAUUGCCUUGCGUGGUAGAUCUGUCUAAUGUUCAGGGGACCAUGCUCUGUGAGGAGAUGGGACUCGGCAAAACCAUCGAAGCCAUGGCUUUGGUGAUGCUCCACGCACAUCCUCGGUCGAUUCCACGAACAACCAAUUCUCACCUCUCGAUCGCCAAUGCUGUCAAGGUUGAGAUUCCGGCGGGGCAUGAGAUGGUUGAUGACCAAGCCGGAAUUGUGCCUGUGAUCGACCUCUUGAGAGGCGCUCCGCUGCCAGAGGACAGGGACAGCGCCAUGGAGUAUGCUGAAUGGUUAGCAGCUGAGAAGGAGGCUUUUGAAGGCGCCACAGCUUGGGACGAGGAGGCAAAGCUCAGUGUCACCGAGGUUGGCGCCACCUUGAUUGUCACCCCUCCUUCGCUGCUCAAACAAUGGGUAUCAGAAAUGCGGCGACAUGCUCCUGAACUCCGGGUGUGUGUUUACGAGGGAUGGAAGUCGUUGCAGAAGGGUAUAGGCAAAACUCGAGCCGCCAGGAUCAAGGCCAGAGAAGCUAAAUCUGCCAAGCGGAAGCUUGCAGAGUAUAUGAAAGUCAAGGCAAAAUACAGGAAGUCAAACAGGGGAUCCCGAGUCAAGAAGGAUCCUGAUGAAGAGACGUCCGAAGACGAAGAGGAAGAGCAGGACGAUGACGAGGAGACCUCGCUGCAUUUCUGUCAGCGCAAGUUCGUCGAAUACGUCAGAGCUCACGAUGUGGUGGUGACAACAUAUAAUGAUUUAUCUUCCGAUCUCAAGGUGGCUCUGCCGGCGCCUCCGCGCGCUCGACGAACGAAUGCCGCGUAUGGACUAGAAGAGAGACCUAGGAGCCCGCUAGUCAUGGUCGAGUGGUGGAGGGUCAUCAUGGACGAGGUCCAGCUACAUGGUGAUUCAUCGGAUGCUGCCAACAUGGUAUCUCUCAUUCCCCGACGGCACUCCCUCGCUGUCUCCGGAACCCCAGCGAGAAAUGACAUUAAAGAUCUCAUGGGAUCGCUCAAAUUCUUGCGUGUACCAGUCAUUCCCAAAGAUAAUCGCCUGUGGCAUCGACUUCAGCAACCCUCCAUGCGCUUCUCUUUCGAAGGCUUGUUCCAGUCUCUAGCUGUUCGAACAACCAAGAAAGCGGUGGCUGGCGAGUUUAAUCUGCCCCGUCAAUCUCGAUACGUCGUUCCAAUCGAGCUUUCACCUGUCGAGGUGGCCUAUUACAAUGACACACUCGACCGUCAGCGCGAGCUUCUUCACUUACCUCACGAUGAUAUAGCGGUCCGAGAUCCGGACUGGGUAUUAGACAGAGCUUUGUUUCGCUCCUGUCUCGUUCAUCUGAGGCAAAUUUGCACCCAUUUGCAGGUUGGUCAACUCAACGCAGGACCUGGAAUCCGCGCCGAACGUCUCAAUUUGGGUCGUCAGCUCAUGACCAUGACGGAAGCGCUUGACAAGAUGAAGAAUGAUCAUUCUCAGGAAUUCAUCAGCGAAUCCAGAGCUCAGAUGCGUCUGAUGAUCAGGAAGGCCCAAUUGAUGAUGCUGAAAGAGGAUGACGAUACCCGAUUCGACAACGCAUGUUUGCAAUACACUAAAGUACGGGAGAGAAUCAAUGCGCAGAUUGGACCAAUGCGGCAGCAUCUUGUGCAGCUUCUAGCGAAUCGUCGCGCUGGACGGGACGAAGGCGGCUCCUCGGUGGAUAGUGAUGACGAGGAUGUCCGAGAUCGAGGGCUUUCGCAGCAUCAGCGUGAGGCUGUCGCAACUAUUAAUGCGGCAAGGCAGAGUGUUCGUGAGACCCUCUUGAUCGAGCACCAGUGUUGGUUCUUUGAGGGCGACGUGCAUCAUAUCCGAAAAGAGGUUGAGGCAGAGACCGAUUGCUAUGAGAAGGCGGAAGCUGUACGACGGGAACUGUUGAGCAACCCUCUGCGGGUUGCCAAUUCUUCUGUCGACCGGCUCGAGAAGCAAUUGAGCAAAGAGAAAGCAAUCAGGCACGCUUCGGAUUUGCAGGACAAGAACACCUCGAUGCCGAGUGGCAUCUUCUCACAGGACGCCGUGUCCCAGGCGAAUUCUUUGGUCAAGAUUCUCAAUGGACAGGCUGAGCUUGUCUAUGCUUGGCGAAACAAAAUCAUUGCUGCCCUCUCUGCGAAGAUCGAAUCUGAAGCCACGGACCCGCAAAGUGGACCAGAUGUCGAAGAUCCAGAAAAGGAGUAUUACGCUGAAGCUCUCAACGCUCAGGGAGAGAUCGAGGCACUACUUAACGCGUACGCUGCAGUCAUAGCAGAUCGAAGAGAAUUCCUGCUUGAGGAGAGAAGUCUGCUAGCAGAGCACGAUGACCGAGGCAAGAAGACACGGACGACGGUCGCCGCGAAGCAAGCUCAGGAGGAUGUCGAAGAGGAAGCUCAAGGGGAGAUCGAAGAGCAGACUGCUGCUCUCAUGCAGGAGAGACAGGCGUUUCGAAAGGCAAGAGAUAUCAAGCAAUGCAAAAGGCCCAUGAAAGGCCUGCUGAUCGACUUGAAUGCCAUCGCUCGGGGAGACUAUCGAGCAGAGGAAUUGGCAAUAGCCCGAUCUGCCGCGACUCAUAUCAAGAAUUACAUUGAACGACAAGUGCUUUACGUCAAAUCGCUUAGUUCCGAGCUUGAUUCUUUCCGAGAGCUGUUCAACCGCCGAGUGUUGUACUUCAAGGCUUUGCAAGAGAUCUCCGAUCUGGUAACCGCGCCAGAGACCAAGGAUGUGAACAGAGACAUCCUCGAUUGCACGAAGGACAUUGCCGAUUUGGAGGUGAAGCUUGGUCGAAUGGUCGUCAAGGGCCGUUAUCUGCAGUAUCUGGGAACAAAGACCGGUGAUCAGGAUGAUGAACUGAGAGAUGACUGUAUCAUCUGCAUGGGGUCGUCUGAUGACUCUAAGGGAGUCUUGCUGGAGUGUGGACACUUCUUCUGUCAAUCGUGCUUCAAAGAAUAUAGGAAGUCGAUGAUGGGCCGCAAGUGUCCUUCCUGUCGUGCAGAGAUCGACACAAGGGCCAUUAAAAAUGUCAAAUUGGCCGGUGCCGCCCCAAUGAAGUCACAAGAAGGAAAUCCAGCUCUUGGAGCGACUUCUUCCAUGGACGAUAUCCCGGCAAGUCAAGAAGCUGAGCAAUCCGUUGGAGUCUCUGAUGCGGAGACCGAACGUCAACGACGUCAAGACGAUUUGGCGCAGCUGAAAUACGUUGAUCUGUCGCUUCUGCGGGAGGUAAACUCCAUUGAUAUGAUGGGAGAGUAUGGCUCCAAGAUCAAUUUUCUGGUCAAGCAUUUGAUGUGGUUUCUUGCCCGCGAGCCAGAAACUCGUCAUGUCAUCUUCUCCAAUUGGUCAGACUCUAUGAGGAUCGUUGAGAGAGCUCUGCGCGAGAAUCGAAUCUCGUACACCUCUUUUGACCAAGGUACCAAGACGAAAGACGUGGUCGAUCAAUUCAUCCGGCAUGCUGAUAUCUCCGUGUUCCUCCUCCACGCGGAGCGAGAGAGUUCUGGUCUGACUUUGACUUCUUGUCGGGUUGUGCAUUUGCUUGAACCUGUUCUACAACACUCCUUUGAGCUUCAAGCUAUUGGAAGGGUCGAUCGCCUUGGCCAGAAGAGAGAGACGGAAGUGUAUUGUUACGCCACCCUUGAGACUGUCGAAUCUCGAAUCCUCUCUCAAGGUGUUCGUAACGGGACCAGCAUUUACCUGAAGGACGAAGACGCCGACACUGUGGUAGCGAGUAUGCCCAAUGUCGUCAGCUCGGCCCACAAGGGCGGCGACUUGUUUACCGGGAACGAAGAAGAAUUGUUGAAAUUGAUAUUGUGAUAUAAUCCUAGACCCAGCCCUCCUUGUUGUACAUCCUCAUUUGAACCCAGUUGGAGACCCAUGAUAGCAUGACUCGGAGCUCCCAUG